Molecule: messenger RNA, 1134 nt
Organism: Salvia hispanica
Lineage: Eukaryota; Viridiplantae; Streptophyta; Magnoliopsida; Lamiales; Lamiaceae
Product: putative WRKY transcription factor 69
Biological process (GO): regulation of DNA-templated transcription
Cellular component (GO): nucleus
Molecular function (GO): transcription cis-regulatory region binding; DNA-binding transcription factor activity
Source: RefSeq, a predicted model, not a curated record
CUACUCCCAUAUUAAAAUCCCUAAGCUCACAAAUUCCACCACCCUACACCAACUCCCUCCGGCCACCUCCUCCGCCACCGCCACCGCCUCCGGCCAAAUUACACACACAUGCAUACAAAAGCUACACACACAUAGUAGUGUUUUUUUUUGUGUAUAUAAACAUAUUUUCUAUAGUAAUUGUGAUUUAAAAUGGAGGGUGGAUUUGAUGAUGAACACGAUGAGGCUUCCGCCGCCACUCCUCCGCGGGAUAAUACGGCCGAAUCUCCGGUUUCCGGUGACGAAGAAGCGUAUGCUCCUUCUCCAAAAAAAAGUAGGAGGGGUGCUAAUAAAAGAGUAGUGACGGUGCCCAUCGGCGGCGGAGACGGCUCCCGGAGCAAAACGGAGGUGUAUCCGCCGCCGGAUUCUUGGUCGUGGCGGAAAUACGGCCAAAAGCCUAUAAAGGGAUCGCCUUAUCCAAGGGGAUAUUACAAGUGCAGCAGCUCGAAAGGUUGCCCGGCCAGAAAACAAGUUGAGAGAAGCCGGCUUGACCCCACAACCCUCCUUAUCACCUACUCUUGCAAUCACAACCACCCUCUCCCCACCACCACCAAGAAUCACCACCACCACCAACACCACAAACCUCCUUUGCCCACGACGGCGGCUUCCUCGGCCGCGAAGACGACAAUCUCAUCCUCGUCAUCCGACACCGUCAGUCCACCACCGGUAACCAGCUUCCCUCCCGAGCCCACCUCCAGCCAGCCUGACGUCGAGCCGUGUCCGGCGGACGACGGAUUCGUCGAGCUGGCCGGAGAGCUCGGCUGGCUGUGCGACGUGGUGCCCGCGACGACCCUCGUGGUGGUCCCCACGUGGGGCGGCGCCCAGGCCGACAUGGAGUUCUCCGUGCCCAUCGGGGAGGAGGACAAGCUCCUAUUCGGAGACCUCGGGGACUUGCCCGAGUCCUCCAUGGUGUUCCGACGACAUAGGGUGGAAGCGCCGUGCUGUGCCGGCGGCACCGGAUGAGAGCAUAGAACUCAAAACGUGAAUAACAAUAAUAAAAAUUCGCACAAAUCUUGGCAUCAUGUCUUCUUCUUUUUUUCCCCUUCCCUCACUGUAAAGAUAUGGAGAAAAAUUAUUUCAUUUGACCUUUUUUUCUUU